Molecule: messenger RNA, 1206 nt
Organism: Effrenium voratum
Lineage: Eukaryota; Dinophyceae; Suessiales; Symbiodiniaceae
Source: the annotation of a GenBank genome assembly
AUGGCCGCAGCCGUGGCCGCCGUCGGCCUCGGCCUGGCGGGCGUGGCGUGGCUGUCGCGCGGCGCGGUGACCGAGUACUGGAGACAGGCCGACGUGAAGUGGCACGUCCUGAAGGAGCUUGCUGCUCGGCAGGCGGUGGUUCUUCUGCAAGUAGCUCAGCUGUACGGGGUUCUGGCAGCGCUCGCGCCAGAUCCGUCCACCGGUGAAGGUGCUUCCCGCGAAUCCUUCUGGGAACGCACCUACGUGGAUGCGUUGCAGCUGAACUUGGCACAGGCGCAGGACGCCUUUAGGCUUCAAUGCCUUUGGGAUGGUGACAAAGUGCGAUUGGCGUCUGCGUUGGCAUCCCCCAUGGCGCCCCUGGUCAUGCUUCUGGCAUGCGGUUUGCUGGAGAUCUUCCAGCCCUCUGUGGGUGCCGGCGCCACCUUCAAGAUUUUGACUAUCUUUUUCAUCGGUGGCGCCCGUGAAUCGGCGGCCCUUCUGCGCUGUCAGCUGGUCGACAAAGGCGGCGUGCCUUUGGGCGAGUUCGCGUUCUUGCAGAAGCUGCCAUUCUUGCUCUGCUCCGGAACAGAGGGCCCGAUAAAGUGGGUCUACGCAGUCGGCUACGGCACGGGGGCAGUCUAUGUCGGAGUUAUUCCUGUCGCACUUCUGUGUCUGUACAUGCGUCAGCACUCUGUACUGCGACCCAGCAAGACCAUCACGGCUCAUGCAAAGAGGGCGAAGAAGAGCUGGAUCACGAAGCUACUCUCGCUUAGAGCUUUGGAGGAACACACGGAGGUCAAUGAUGAGCACCUCCUCGCUGCUGCAGUGGCCCACAUGGCAGUCACUUUCCAGGGCAAGGUUUGGCUGCAGCUGCAAGAUGGCCAGGCGGAGAUGAAGACACCAGAGAGUGAAGGACGAGCAGCUGCUGAGCUAACUGUGAGCAGCUUCUUGGACAGUGGAGAUGAAAUAGCGACGACGCUCCGCUCACGCGCCAUCAUGAAGAUGCUGGUGGAGCGCUGUGAGAUGGAGAAGGCCUCCAAAUCAGACCGCUUCCUCUCUGGUGCUAAAGAGGUAUUCUUCAAAUAUGCCUUCUGCCGCUUUGUGUGGAUGGAGAUGGUGCAGAAGCUCUUGGCCGUCGGACUGGUCACCGAGGCCCAGCAACAGCUGGAGGCGCUGCAGAAGGGGCAGGCGGUGGAGCUGGUGGUCAAGACUGUCAGCUUCAUAUGA